Molecule: messenger RNA, 623 nt
Organism: Lagopus leucura (white-tailed ptarmigan)
Lineage: Eukaryota; Metazoa; Chordata; Aves; Galliformes; Phasianidae
Gene: SERTM2
Product: serine rich and transmembrane domain containing 2
Exons: 1
Coding region: 1-279 (92 amino acids)
Cellular component (GO): intracellular membrane-bounded organelle
Source: RefSeq, a predicted model, not a curated record
AUGACUGAGAUUUAUUUCAAAUUCCAUGGAAACUUGACUGGACGCAUUCACUAUCCAACUAUGGCUACAGAAGUAGACAAAGCAGCAGAUAAAUAUUCUGGUCUCUAUGUGUAUGUGGGAUUGUUCUUAACAGUUCUGGCUAUCCUUCUCAUAUUGCUUUUCACCUUGCUUUUGCGCCUGAAGCAUGUUGUUUCCCCAGUCACCACACCUCCAGAGAGCACUGAGAAUGUCCAGCAGUUCACAGAUGUGGAAAUGCACUUCAGGAUUCCUACCACUUAGAGACCCCCAUGAAAAGAUGUGGUGGAAGGAACUUCUGCCCACCUGUAUGAGCCCUGUAACUUACUGCAUAACCAUCAACAGCAGCACAAAAGACCUGGUGUCAUGAACUCAGACACUGGCUGGGACCCACUGGCUGUUCACCAGGCAACGUGUACAAGACCCUCAAUAAAACUUACAUUAUGAAAAUCACUGCUAUCAGACUCGUAAUCCUCUAAAAACCCUUUCAGAAUAUGAUGAGAAGUGUAACCAGGAAAGAUAAAACAAAGAGGUGCAUAUCAGAACACGUACUGGAGUCUGUAUUUGCUGUCCUAUUGCUCUGCCUUUAAAUUCCUCACCUGAGAAGA